Humulus lupulus (European hop) is the source of this 4622-nucleotide messenger RNA. Its product is annotated as putative disease resistance RPP13-like protein 1. The record is from RefSeq and is a predicted model, not a curated record. The transcript is spliced from 5 exons. Lineage: Eukaryota; Viridiplantae; Streptophyta; Magnoliopsida; Rosales; Cannabaceae. Gene Ontology annotation, molecular function: ADP binding. The coding region runs from base 166 to 2523 and encodes 785 amino acids. Gene Ontology annotation, biological process: defense response to other organism.
AUAUAUACAAGUUUGCGUGGACCACUCACCGUUUGUUUUCAUAAUAAACAAUAAUACUUCUGCAAUUCUCUUCUCUAUCUACUUGACUUUCUUCUUGUGCCUUAUUCAUUAUUCACGAUUGUCACUCCCUAGCUUCAACAUACUUGCUUUGCCGCCAACUCCAUUAUGGCUGUUGAAAUUGUUGCUGGUGCUUUGCUCUCUGCCUCGCUUAAGGUUCUGUUUCAAAGAUUGGCCUCUGAGGAGAUACCCCAGCUGUUCCAAGGAAAGAAAUCCAUUCUCAAGCUGCUAGACAAGCUGAACACUAGGAUGUUAUCAGCUAAUGUUCUGCUCAAUGAUGCUGAGGAGAAGCAACUUCGAAAUGACAACGUCAAGAAGUGGCUGUUCAAGCUUCAAGAUGUCAUCUUUGAAGCCGACGACUUGGUGGACAGAAUUGACUAUGAAGCUCUGCGAUCCAAGCUUGAAGAUGAUCAAUCCAGCAGCAGCACAAGCAAGGUAUUUCACCAACUGAAAUCUAUGUCGCCUUUCUUGUCCACAUUUGAUAAAACUGUACAACAUGAUGUCACUGAGAUCCUUGAUAAACUAGAUGAUCUUCUCGAUCAAAAGGAUGCUCUUGGCUUGAGAGAAGUUGCUGAAAACGCACCUUCAAAAAGGCCACCUGCUCCUUUAGUGGAAGAAUCUAAUGUUUAUGGGAGGGAUACUGAAAAAGAAACCAUUGUUGAUUUGUUGCUGAAAGACGACGUUGAUGGUGCUACUAAGAUUUCUGUCAUCCCGAUUGUCGGGAUGGGUGGUGUUGGCAAAACCACUCUUGCUCAACUUGUUUACGAUGAUGAUCGAGUUAAAAAACAUUUUGACCUGAAAGUAUGGGUUACUGUGUCUGAUGAGUUUGACAUUUCAAAGAUAACAAAAGAAAUCUUUGAGGGAGUCACUUCCAGCAAAUGUGAUAUCGAGAACUCUGAAGACCUUCGAAGAAAAUUGAAGGAAGCAUUGCAGGGGAAGAAAUUUUUGUUUGUUCAUGAUGAUGUUUGGAAUGAGUCUUAUUCUUUGUGGGACACUUUGAGGAGCUAUUUUGAUUAUGGAGCAAAUGGAAGUAAAAUUAUUGUGACUACCCGAAGCAAAAUCGUUGCCUCUACUAUGACCACUGGGCAUAUUCAUCAUCUUAAAACUUUAUUGUAUAAAGAUUGUUGGAAUUUAUUUGUUAAACAUGCUUUCGGAACUAAUGUUGACAUCAAUGACUUCCCAGAUUUGCAAGAACUUGGCAAGAAAAUAGUGGGGAAGUGCAAAGGUCUUCCCUUAGCAAUAAAAUCUCUUGGUGGACUAUUGCGCUCUGAACGAAAUACUAAAAAAUGGGAAGACAUACUUAACAGUGACACAUGGGAGGAGUUAUACAAGAAGGAGGGUUCCAUUCUUCCUGCUUUAUGGUUGAGCUAUCGCCACUUACCUGGACAUCUCAAGCAAUGUUUUGCGUAUUGUUCUAUAUUUCCCAAAGAUUAUCAAAUUGAAAGAGAAAAGUUGAUUUUGUUGUGGAUGGCAGAAGGAUUUUUGCCACAUGAUAAAAAAUGUAAACGAAUUGAAGAAUAUGGAGAGGAAUACCUUCAAGAUCUCAUGUCAAGGUCAUUCUUUCAACGAUCGAGUAAAAGAAACUCAUGUCUCCAAAUGCAUGACCUAAUACAUGAUUUAGCUAUGUUUGUAUCGGAUAAUUUUUGUUUUAGGUUGGAUUUGAGUAAUGAUUUACUUAGACUUGGAACAAGGACCCGUCAUUUGUCAUAUGUGAAAGGGAAAUACGACAUCAACAAAUUUAAGGGCUUGUAUAAAGCCAAGAGCUUGCGUACCGUUCUAGCCUUGCCAUUCCAACGUUGGUACGAGAUGAAUGUGAACUUAGUCUGUGAGGAUAUGUUGUUCGCUGCAGGGAGUUGUUUAAGAGUACUUUCUUUGAAUGAAUCUUCUAUCAAGAAGUUGCCUCAUUCAAUUAGUAAUCUUAAGCAUUUGAGGUACUUGGACUUGUCUUACACUGAAAUUGAAGAACUACCUGAGUCAGUUUGUACUUUGUACAAUUUACAGACUUUAUUGUUAUUGGAGUGUGAAAUGCUUUGUCAAUUACCAAAGAAGUUAGGAAGCUUAAUCAACUUGCGAUAUCUAGAGAUUGGCGGUGUACAUCUGAAAGAGCUUCCCCAUGAAAUUAGCAAUAUGAAGCAUUUGUAUAUUUUAUCCGAUGUUGUUUUGAGCGAUGGAAAUAGUGGAGGAUUUAAAAUGAAAAGGGUAGCAGAGCUUGAGAAUUUGCGGUGCAUUUCGGGGUUGGAAAAUAUUAGCGAUGCAAGAGAAGCUUUAGAGGCUAAUUUGAAGGCUAAGAAAGGUCUUUCAGAAUUGACAUUGAGCUGGAAUGUUAAUGCUGGCGUGGCUGAUAGUUCGCAAAAUGAAAAGGAUAUACUUGAUGCACUUGAACCCCAUUCAAACUUGGAGCAUCUUAUUAUUGACAAUUACAGAGCUAGCGUGUCUCAAAAAGCUUACAAUUCAAGGAUGCGUUAGCGUGAUCUCAAUAGGUGAUGAGACUCCUCAUCACAAUGGUCCUCUAUUCAGAUGUCUAGAGGACUUGAGGAUUUCCAAUAUGUUGGAGUGGAAAGAUUGGUCAUUUAGUAGUGAAGCCAUGCAGCAAGGUCAAAUAUUCCCUCUUCUUACAACACUUCGUCUGCAUAACUGUCCAAAGCUUAAUGUUGCCUUACCUGGUUAUCUUCCAUCCUUGAAAGAUGUCUCUAUAUGGCGUUGUGAACAAAUGGUGGUUUGGCUCCCGAGAACUCAACAGACUGUCACAACCCCUCUCUCUCUUGUACAUGUAUAUAUAGACAAUUGGCCAUUGUUGGAAUCUGUUCUAGACUUGGGAUCACACUCGAAAGUAAGGAGUCUUGAAUUGGCAUAUUCUAAAAGGUUCCUUGGGAACCAUAAGCAGUGGGAUCUGCAUAGACUCUCCUCUUUAAAAUCCUUAAGUUUCACAUUUUGGGAAGAUGAUUCCUUUCCCGACGUGGGGCUCCUUCCGACCACUCUGACUAGUCUUGACAUUGGGUCAUCUCGUAACCUUGAAACCCUAAACGGCAAGGCCCUUCAACAACUUACCUCCCUUAAAUCAUUGUACAUUCAACAUUGUAGAAGGCUGCGGUGCUUGCCAGAAGAAGGGCUGCCCACUUCACUUUCUUAUUUGGUGAUCAAUAGAUGUCCGUUGGUAAAGCAACGCUGUGAGAAAGGAGGAGAAGAUUGGCCUAAGAUUCAGCACAUAACUAAAGUGGAAUUUCUUGAAUGAAGAACGUAUCAAUAAAAUGCUGCAAUGAUCUGUCUAGGUAUGUUUUCUUCAAUUUUAGAUUAUUUUACCGAUUGCUAUUAAUUCAAUGUUACACCAACAAUGAAUCCAAAUAUCAAAUUUAGAUUAGUUAUACUUGUUCAUUCAAAUUUAUUUUAAAAUUCAUAUAAAAAUAUUGCACAUGUGUUAGUUCGCUUCUAAUUUUCAAAUCUAUCCUAACACUAGAAUUAUUUAUUUAUUGGUAUUUCUUACACAAACCAGAGUUGCGUGUCGGUUGAAUUUUAGGUUUCUUAUCCUUUAGAAUACUCAAUUAUGUUGCUGUGGAUUUCUACUAUUUCAUACAAUUUUGCCAAACAAAUCCUUUACACACAUUUGGCUUUUGACAUCUCAUCGAUUGCCUUUGCUUCAGAACUGAAGCUUUAAAAUCAAUGAAGAAAGCUCAAGAACAUUAAGAAAUGCCAGAUUGAUACAAAGACCAAUACAGUGUUGCUAACUGGGAGUGAAUUAUCAAGAUGAUGGGGCUUUAUCUGCAUAAGGACUCACGUACUAGGGAAGUUGAUACAAGUACCCCUUGGAUGAUGCUUACUUGGAAGAACUCAACAAAGGAAUCAUCAGCACAUGGACAAGAAGAAGAAGUAGUGGCGAAAAAAGACACAAAGAAACAUCCUUCUUGAAUGAAGAUGCCAUGAAUUGUCAAGGAGUUGUGAACUGAAAACUUUGUUCCGAUGACACAAUUCAAAGAAAAAGACAGAAGAUCCUCAAAUGAAUACCUCUCAAUCAAAUUAGCUUUUGCUUUGGACAAAAAAUUAAAGUUCUGUAGCAACAACAAGCUUCUGGAAUUGGCAUUUGGAAAGCAGAUCUUCAUUAUAGACACAAGAUUUUAUGGUGGUUCUUGACAACUUAGUAAAUUUCACGUUAUUGUGGCUGCCAAAAAGUUUCAUGUUCUGCGGCUCUGCCCGUAGUGUCUGCUGGUUGGGAUUAUUGCACCUUUAAAAGUGACUCUUAACAGGUCAAAUCUGAGCCACUAUCUGUAUCUCCAACUUUGAAAUAUUUCAUCUUGUAUUGUGAAAGCUCACUUGAAUUUUUGGUCGUUUCGUUGCCCUCAAAGUCACCAAAUGGGCAGCUGCUUUUGAUGGCUUCUGUUUUUAAUGAACUUGAAGAUUGGUGUGAAUGCAUCUUUGUUUAUUGGUUUGUUUGCUCUAAUUUUUCAUCAUUGAAGAUUUUGUGUCCCUCACAGUUGAGCAAGAGGGACAUUGAGAUUUGUAGUUACAGACCUAAAUAUUUGCCUCUGAGAUUUGUAUAUAAUGUUCAAUGAAAUCUCAUUUCAUUAUGCAAA